Molecule: messenger RNA, 1062 nt
Organism: Culicoides brevitarsis
Lineage: Eukaryota; Metazoa; Arthropoda; Insecta; Diptera; Ceratopogonidae
Product: two pore potassium channel protein sup-9
Exons: 1
Coding region: 1-1062 (353 amino acids)
Biological process (GO): stabilization of membrane potential; potassium ion transmembrane transport
Cellular component (GO): plasma membrane
Molecular function (GO): potassium ion leak channel activity; outward rectifier potassium channel activity
Source: RefSeq, a predicted model, not a curated record
AUGGAGCGCUCAAUGGACCGUCAACGAUCUUCGGUGCGUAGUAGGGACUCGAAUUCAACCACAAACAGCGAUCCACGGGAGAAAAUUAAGGAUUGCUGCAGGAAAAUUGUCGCUUUUAUGUGCACCCAAGUCGGAGUUGGCGGCCUAAUUGUCGGAUAUGCGAUCGUAGGUGCUUUCAGCUUCAUGUCCAUCGAAACGCAGAAUCCCCCGAAACUCAUCGACAAAAUUCUGAUGAUGCGAAAUGAGACUCUCGAGGGUUUGUGGAACGUAACUGACUCGUACAACACUCUUUAUCGGUAUCGAUGGAAAAUGGAAACGGAUAAAAUUCUGAAAAAUUAUCAAGAUGAGUUUGCCCAAGUAGUGAAGCAAGGUUACGAUGGACGAACGGCGCAAGAAGUUUGGACUUUUCCGGCGGCUCUGAUGUUUUGUCUCUCGGUUUUCACGAUGAUCGGGUAUGGGAACAUGUAUCCGAAGAGCGAUGCUGGCAAAGUUGCGACCGUCGUUUAUGCCACUUUUGGCAUCCCGUUGUACAUUUUGUACUUUAUGAACAUGGGAAAAAUCCUCGCAAACAUUUUCAAGUGGCUCUAUCGAUGGUUGCAUGAGUGCAGCAGUCGCGCCAAUGACGACCCCGAAAGUGAUGCUGCCAGUAGUGUCGCGACACGCAAAAAAUUGAUCGUUCCGUCAACUGCCUGUUUAUGGGUGAUAUCAUUUUAUGUCGCCACAGGCACCAUCAUGUUCGCCGAAUGGGAAAAAUGGGACUAUCUCGAUGCGGCGUACUUUUGUGUCACGAGUUUGUGCAAAAUUGGCAUCGGAGAUUUCGUGCCGGGAGCAAAUAUUUCCGAUUCGCAGAGCGGAAAACAGACAAAACUCGUAAUUAAUUUCGUUUAUUUGCUGCUCGGCAUGGGAAUUGUCGCCAUGUGUUAUAAUCUGAUGCGCGAAGAGGUCCGUGUCAAGAUCCAAGAGAUCAAGGAAGACACGAGAUUGUGUCUGGAAGACGUCAAGAGUCGCUUUACCAAUUGCUUUGGGCGAUGUCGCGGUGACAUUGACGACUACGAGGAUUAA